Molecule: messenger RNA, 1167 nt
Organism: Colletotrichum tamarilloi
Lineage: Eukaryota; Fungi; Ascomycota; Sordariomycetes; Glomerellales; Glomerellaceae
Exons: 2
Coding region: 1-1167 (388 amino acids)
Source: RefSeq, a predicted model, not a curated record
AUGGAAUCCUUAUUCAGCGCCUCCAUCGAGCCAAAAACGGCGGCGAUCGUAGCUACGACCGUCGUUGCGACACUUUCCUUCUUAUCUCUUGCGCGACUCGGUCUCUACCCAAACUGGGGGACCGCAAUCCCUAACCCUCUUAAGACCAAGAUUCCCACACUCACAAGCGAUGAGGUCAGGAAGCUUCCCUACCACCCAGACUACUUUCCCGGCGCCCGGGAUGUGGACACGCCUUACGGCUCCAUCCGCGUCUACGAAUGGGGCUCAACCACCGGGCCAAAAGUAAUUCUCAUCCACGGCAUCAGCACCUCCUGCAUGACCCUCGGCCCCAUCGCCCACGCCCUCGCCGCCCGCGGCUGCCGCGUCAUGCUCUUCGACCUCUUUGGCCGCGGCUUCUCCGACGGCGUCGGCGACCUGCCCCACGACACACGCCUGUACACCACGCAGGUCCUCCUCGCCCUCGCCUCCUCCCCGCUCGCCUGGUCCGGCACCGACGCCGUCCGCGUCGUGGGCUAUUCCCUGGGCGGCGCCGUCGCCGCCUCGUUUGCGGCGUCGUUCCCGCAUAUGGUGGAGAGUCUCGUCCUGCUCGCGCCCGCGGGGCUCAUUCGCGCAGAGAACUUUGGCGUGCUGGCGCAGGUUACGUUCCAGUCUGGUCUCGUGCCUGAGCGUAUUCUUGCAGCUGUUACGAGGAAGAGGUUGCAGAAGCCGUUGGCGAGUAAGCGAUCUAAUGCUGUCGGGGACGAGGAAGAUCCGGUUGAGAAGGUCGUCGACGUCGCGGCCGCGGAGGUGUCUGGCCCCCACGGUGGCAGCGCAGAGGAUCAGAAGGUUGAGCGAAAAGUGCGGGAGUACGUCCCCUGGAUGGUCGCGCACCACGAGGGUUUCGUCAAGGCGUUCAUGUCGUGCGUGCGAUGGGCGCCGCUUACGGGCCAGCACGAGACGUGGCGGGUUCUAGGUCAGAGGAAGAAGGGGACCACGGCGGUGUUUAUUGGAAAGACGGACGAGGUUAUUGAUGUUGACCACUAUGCCAAGGAUGGGUUGCCGUUGUUAGGCGGCGAGGAAAAUGUGACGUGGAAGGUCCUUCCUGGGGGUCACGACUUUGUCAUGACCAAGACGGAGUAUAUUUUGCGCGAGUUGGAUGCAUUCUGGGGUUUGAAGGUGCAGUCGUGA